AUGUAAAAGAUUUUUUGUUAUUUCAGCUUUUAUUCGAUAUAAUUUUAGAUUGAGAAAAAUUUCAUGAAAUUUUUUAUUCUUUUCUAUAUUUUUUUUAGAGUGUUUUCAAGCAAGCUUAUUUAUUUUUAAUAAGUUGGAUAUCGAUUUUUAAUUUAACCAUAAACAGCACAAUCAGGUUGGUAGGUAGGUUUCUAAGAUGCUUUUCACGUAGAUUUUAAAUAUAGAUUUAAUUAUAAUUUGCUAAUUAUUAUAUUUAAUUGGAUUAUAAAGCAAUUUAAAUUGAUAAGUACAAUCAAAAGGUUUUUAUUUAUUGAUGGAUAGGCAGCAUAUCCAAUUAAUUAAUUAAUUAAUUAAUUAAGCAAUUAAUCAUUCAUUCAUUCAAUCAAUCAAUCAAUGAUAGCAAUAUAUUAAUGUGAGUUUUUGAGUCUAAUUAUAUUUAUUUAUUUUUUUAAUAGUAUUUGA
Molecule: messenger RNA, 462 nt
Organism: Tetrahymena thermophila SB210
Lineage: Eukaryota; Ciliophora; Oligohymenophorea; Hymenostomatida; Tetrahymenidae
Product: transmembrane protein, putative
Exons: 1
Source: RefSeq, a predicted model, not a curated record